Cyprinus carpio (common carp) is the source of this 1215-nucleotide messenger RNA. Its product is annotated as phospholipid scramblase 1-like. Gene Ontology annotation, cellular component: plasma membrane. Gene Ontology annotation, molecular function: phospholipid scramblase activity. Gene Ontology annotation, biological process: plasma membrane phospholipid scrambling. The record is from RefSeq and is a predicted model, not a curated record. Lineage: Eukaryota; Metazoa; Chordata; Actinopteri; Cypriniformes; Cyprinidae.
CUUACCGUGAGCGCGCGAUCAGACGCGCGGCAGGAGCGUGACGCUGUGUGUAUUUUCAAACCGCGGUGAUUUAACGGUCAGUUCGAGCGGGAGCCGUUACAUUACUGCAGCAAACACCGUGAAAGAGUAACUGUUAGUCAGCUGACCACCGAGUCCGUUACUCAUCAGAACUACAUUUACCGGUUUAGUCAGAGAUCCUUAAAGUAACAAAGUGUAUUUCGUCUUUCAGCAUGGCCACACAUACAGAUCAGCCUCAGAAGAGUGCGGGAGCAGUGCUUCCAGACCACGUGAGGUCAGAUCCUCCAGGAGCCGCCGGCCGUCCCCCGGGACUGGAGCCCCUGACCCAGAUCGAUCGGCUUCUUGUGCAGCAGAGAGUUGAGCUGGCUGAAGUUGUGUUGGACUGGGAGAGCAAUAAUAAGUACAAAGUGAAGAACAGUACGGGGCAGCAGGUGUUCUUCGUGUCUGAGGAAACAGACUUCUGUAGCAGACAGCUCUGUGGACCCCGGCGCUCAUUCGUCCUCCACGUCCUGGACAACACGGGACAGGAAGUGAUGAGGCUCACACGUCCUCUGAGGUGUGGGAGCUGCUGCUUCCCCUGUUGCCUGCAAGAGCUGGAGGUCCAGUGUCCACCGGGCAGCCCGAUCGGAUUCGUGCUCCAGAACUGGCAUCCCUUCCUUCCUGAGUUCACCGUACAGAACGAGAGGAGAGAAGCUGUUCUGAAGAUCGUGGGGCCGCUCUGUUCAUGCAGCUGCUGCACUGAUGUCAACUUUGAUGUUUUGUCCAUGGAUGGAUCAGCUAAGGUGGGCAGAAUCUCUAAACAGUGGUCAGGUCUGCUGAGAGAAGCUUUCACUGAUGCAGACCAUUUUGAAAUCUCCUUUCCUGUGGAUCUGGACGUGAAGAUCAAAGCUGCUCUUUUUGGAGCCUGCUUUCUCAUAGACUUCAUGUUCUUUGAACAAAACUUUCUGGAUGUCCUUCUUUCAGGUUAAAUAUUGAACUGGAUGGAUUCCAAACAUGGACUCAAAUGUGGAUCACUCAGCUAGAAGUUAUCUUACACACAGUACUCUGAUGCACCACUAGGUGACAGCAGUCCCCUUUACAGUCAGUUUUUAAUGCUCUCAGUACUAACAAAGCACCUGUUCUAAAUGAUUUGUUCAAAAAUGUUAUUAUAAAUAUGAUAAAUAUUAAAGAGAACUGUAAAGUCGGAAUGAAACUGAA